Messenger RNA from Copidosoma floridanum, 1341 nucleotides. RefSeq names its product nuclear receptor subfamily 2 group E member 1. The record is from RefSeq and is a predicted model, not a curated record. Gene Ontology annotation, molecular function: sequence-specific DNA binding; zinc ion binding; DNA-binding transcription factor activity. NCBI's taxonomy places the organism in Eukaryota, Metazoa, Arthropoda, Insecta, Hymenoptera, Encyrtidae. Gene Ontology annotation, biological process: regulation of DNA-templated transcription.
AUGGAAGAGAACAGUAGGGGAGAAAGUUUAUGCAAAGUGUGCGGCGACAAGGCUUCCGGAAAGCAUUACGGAGUGUCGAGUUGCGACGGCUGCCGUGGCUUUUUCAAACGCUCGAUCCGGAGAAAUUUAGAUUAUGUGUGCAAAGAAGCCGGACAGUGCGUCGUCGAUGUUUCCCGUCGAAAUCAAUGCCAAGCUUGUCGCUUCACAAAGUGCUUGCAAGUUAACAUGAAAAGAGAUGCGGUACAGCACGAGCGAGCGCCCCGAAAUACGAGCGCCGCGAUGGCGGCGAUGGCAGCCACGAGGAAGGUACAACACCACCAUCAGCACCACCACCACCACCAGCCGCAACAGCAGCACCAACAACAACAGCCAUCGCCGAGCACCGCCCUCUACCCACCGGUCAGCCACGUGUACCACGGGGCAGCUACUGCGCCGUACCACCCCCUGCUCUACCCGGCCUUUUUCUCCUUCAAACCAGCCCUGCCGGCCUUUCCACCCAUACCCGAGAGCACCGGGGACUUGCUCCGUUUGACGACAGCUGCGCACCUUAUGUCCAGACCGGCACUUGCCGAGCGGCCCCUGUCGACUUCAGCUGGCAAGGAGGACGAGGUGACCAGCUCCGAGGAGGCCGCCGCCGCGGCUAACGAUAGGAUACAAUUUAAAAAAGAAAGAAUUUUAAUCAAAUUAGUAAUUACAGAAGAUCGUGAGUCUGGUCGCUUGGUGACACCCUUAAUUUGUGCUUCCGUUGCUGAGCACCAGGCUGCAAAUUUUUCACUCUUGCCGGCGGAAAACGUCUACGAAUUUGCUGCCAAAUUACUGUUUUUGGCCGUAAAGUGGCCCCGCAGUAUUUCGUCCUUCUUGCAGCUCCCCUACAGAGACCAAGCGAUCCUGCUCGAGGAGUCCUGGUGCGAGCUCUUCGUCCUAACGGCUGCCCAAUGGAACUUCCCGGUCGAGGAGUCACAGCUGGUCCCGGCCAGUCUACCUGCCGAGCGAAAGCAAGCCCUCAGCGACGAGGCAAGGCGACUACGCGAGCUCCUCGCUAGGUGCGCCAUCCUAAGGAUCGACCACUCCGAGUACGCCUGUCUGAAGGCCAUCGUGCUCUUCAAAGGCGAGUCCCGAGGCCUGUGCGAUGCAGCGCGCAUAACAGCCCUCCAAGAGCAGACGGUCUCGGUGCUGUCGGACCGAGGAGCCGGCCGUGUAGGACACCUCCUCAUGCUCCUACCUCCGGCGCGCGCUCUCUGCCGGCGAACCCUCCAAGAGCUUCUGUUCAAGCCGACGGUCGGCGACAUUGGGGUCGAGAGACUGCUCGACGACAUGCUCAGCGCCGUUCGGUCCAAUUGA